Molecule: messenger RNA, 7281 nt
Organism: Myodes glareolus (Bank vole)
Lineage: Eukaryota; Metazoa; Chordata; Mammalia; Rodentia; Cricetidae
Source: RefSeq, a predicted model, not a curated record
AUGACUAAAAAGAACUGGAAGUCUUCUAAGACUUUGCCCUCACCUCGACUUGUUCCUGAGGGGAAGGAUUUGAAAUCUAUCAUCAACAACAUCUUGAACGACAGAGAGGUGAAUUGUGGGACAGCUAUGCUCGUGGCAGGCCUGUUGGAAUGGUUGGUUCCUGCCAUGCAGGAUGGGGCAUGGAUUUAUGAAAACAUCAAGCAUAAUGUGACUGUCCUGAGUGACCGGCCCGAGAUUCUAUACCAGGAGUCUUAUCAUUUACAGAAGAAGCCUUUUGUGUGCGCCUACUCUCUGGAUACCAACUAUUUCGUCGCUUUAAACUGGUUGGAACAGUAUGGAAAACAAAUACAAGCAAUACUAUGGAUACAGGAAAAAAACGCAGAAAGAAAAAAGAUGGUCAAGAAGAUGAAAUUUCCCAUGAGGGCUGAAGUGCCGUCCAUUAAAUCAAUGGUCCAUGUGAGCUCCCAUCGCCUGUUAGUAGCUUACUGCGAUGACAUGCGCCUGCGGCUUUUGGGAGACCAUCACCAGGCAUUCGUCACUCUGGGCACAGUGCCUUGUCGUUUCUCCAUCAGCUGCCUCUGCUAUGAUUCAGAAACCGGGGUACUGUUUUCUGGAACUUUGGGAGCUGUGGUUACCUGGUUUAUCUUAGCAAAUGGCAAGGGCCUCCAGAUGGCUCACAAAGUGAGUAUGAGUGGUCAGGAGCUUGUACAGGACUUGUCUCUGAACGCGUCCCUGGGCUUCCUGAUGGUGCUGUGUGAGAACAUGGUGAGGGUCUUUACCCAGGAGGGUCGCGGCCAGCUUAAAGAAGUGAAGACAUUCAUUCCCCAAACCAGCGGCGUCUCCCUCACCUGCUCCUGUAGCUGUGGUCCACAGAACACCCUCUAUGCUGGAAACGAGAAUGGAGAGGUCCAUGCUUGGGGUUUAGAGGACAGUAACUUCCGCCACAGUUUCAAGGCCCAUUCGGCACCCGUGAUGUGCGUCAACAGUCGGCCGGAGACGUACACCUUGUUCACUGCAGGGAGUGAGGGUUUGUUGAAGGAGUGGAACCUUGCUUCUGGGAAUCUGCUGCGGCAGCUGAAUAUUGGCACGGAUCUGCAACAACUGCGGUUUAUUGAUAACCAAACUUUCUUCUGCCAGAGCGCCAAUACUUUCUCGCUGCACCACCUGCCCCACUUUUACAGGCUCUUCAACGUCUGUGGUUCUGCUCCGCAGAAGGUACAACGGGUCCACUGUGAUCGUAACUGGAUUCGUAUCCUGUGUGCCACCGAGGACGGUUUACUGCGUUUCUUGUCUCCAGUAACAGGGGACCUCCUGGUUGUUACGUGGCCUCUACUUGUCAUGGAUAAGGCUGUGGCGUGGGCCUAUCACUCAGAGAGAGAGGAACUCUUUGUGGCCAUAGGCAGCCCAGAGGUGCUGGUGUUUGAUGCCACACGUUCCCCGUGUACAGCCAAAUAUCUCCUGUGUACCUCAGAAAAUUACAGAGAUAAAGUAAAAUGCUUGGCGUACGGGAGGUCCUAUUUGGGCAAGAGUAAAAAAGGACUGAUAUUCUGUGGGCACGAGAGUGGCGUUGUGAGAAUCUUGUCCCAGUACUGCUCUAUUCGGAAAGAGAACACUAUCCACUCCGGGCCGGUGCUGGCGUUGUCUACCCCGGAGGGUUUUGAAGAAAAUCCCUUACUGUGUUCCUAUGGCAAGGACAACUACAUACAACUCACAAAGGUGGUGUGUUCAGGGAACGACCUGACCCUGGAGCCUGUCGAUAAAUUUCACUGCCUUUAUCGCUUACGACACAUGGUACUGUUGCCGGGUUCGGUGGGUGCCAUCACCGAGCACUCCUGCUGGUUUCUCUGGCGCUAUCAAGGUUUACAAACAUCAGAAUUCAAACGGAAUUCUAUGGUGAGAGAGACAAACUGCUUGCACGAAUGCGCUGUCACUUCCUUUGACAUCUGCCUCUCUCUGAAACUGUUUGUGACAGGAGCCACCGAUGGGUCAGUCCGGGUCUGGGACUUCCGUGGGAAACUUGUAACUCAGUUUGACUCCGAACUGCAUUUCUGUUCGCCCUGCUUUGCCAAUAGUCGAGGUGACUUGCUUUUGACUUUCAACCAGAGCAUCUAUAUAGUGUCGUGCCUGAAGUUGCUCCCUGCCACUCGGCUGAUGCUCCUACAUGCACUGAACAUCGAAGAUGAAAUACUAGAAACCCCGAAGCCCUUCCUGCCUAGCUUCUUCUUCUCAUUUGAAUUGAUAUUUGUACCCAAAUUUGUGCACCUGAAACAAAGGGUUCAGGAACUCCAGGGACUAGACACCCUUGUCAACAAACGGGCCAUCGCUUUUGAUGGCACCGUGCCCCAUGUUGUCGAGGGGGGCAGACACAUACCUAUCGUGACUCACGAGAGACCUGGGUUGUUCUUUGUGGAGGAAAAAUUUGCUGAUGCACCUGACUCCAAGCAGAAGUAUCCCUAUGCCGUCCCUGCUCAGUUACACCUGCCUGCCUGGGAUGGGCUGAAUAUCUACCGCAUGUUCAAAAGCUUCUUUGGCUGCGGGCAGAAAUGGCCCUUUGCUCCAGAUUGCUACAUCCCUAACUCAGUGGUCCGUGCCCGCCUUUGGCCUGACGGUACCCCGGUUUUCUUGCGCUAUGAUCUAAGUCUGUCCUACAUAGAAAAAGAUAAGGCUGCGCCUGGACCAUUAAGAUCCCGGUCCCUGUCAUCUGUGAGUCUAGAAGAUGUGGAAAUGUCAACUAGACAACGAAAGGAUGUGUACCAGGAGCAAAAAAGAGAAUCCUAUGGUAUCCUUGAAAGCAUGUCAACGAAAAGCUGGAUGGGAAAAAAAUUUAGUGAUGGAAUGGUAGAAAAUUUGGUAGAGACCAUUCUCAACCUCACAGUUUUCUGUUCGACAGAAAAAUACAAGAAAUAUUUUAGUGCUCUGGCACAGAUUUUCGCCAGUCACCAAAUUACUCCCAAGAUGCGCGUUGAGACAGCCUGCCGCCUGCUCAAAGAUAUAACCCAUUACAACUCCAGUAUCCGUGAGCUAGCCUGGGAGAUGCUAGAGAAGCUGGGUUUCAUAAGCAAUGUCUUUACUAUUCCGCUGACUACGGGGUUGAUGGACAGCGAGAAGAGUGUGCGGACUAGGGUCUUAUACCUUAUGUCUAGAUUUGUUGGCAUCCAAACCAAAUCCAUGCUGUUACACCAGCUAAGACGACGAGAUACCCUCCAAGAAAUACAGCAAGAAAUGAGUGAGGCUGUCUCUCUAAGCCAUCUGCUGAGGAUUCAAGCUAGUGAUAAGGAGUGCCUGCUUGCUCAUGUGAAGGAGAGGCUAAAUGAAGACCUGACCCUGUCACACAGAGAUAGCUCACUCCGUUUUUCUUUUGAUUCAGUGAAGUAUGAGGACUUGGAGAUGGUUUCUGAACAAACAUUUAUACCUUUGUCAGAAUCUGAAAAGAUUGAUGGGCUGAAGAGAAGAAAGAAACGUGCUCAAGAAAAGACCAGAAAGAUUGUUAGAAAGACCCUAAAAGUGUCCAAGAGAACCAAAAAGGCAGAUUUGCUGAAGGUGCCUUCAGUGACAUCAGGCGAACAGAGAAGGUUUAGGAAACGCAUGAAAGCUGACAUCCAGGAUGCUUCCUUAGGGCUAGAGCAACUACUCAGCUCUGAGCAAAUCCAGCAAAAAAGAGGGGCGAAGGAAAUCAGAGAGGCCCUAGAAGUCCUGGAGGCCACAGAUAGAGAAGAGUUCCUUAAGCAGAGAAGACAAACUCACUUUAAAAAGCUUUUGAAAGAAGCAAUGAAGAAAGAAAAAGUAGCACAGCAGGCGCCAAAGGAGAGCAUUUCAGAGGUGACUACUGAAACACCCAAGAAAGAAGCCCCAAAGGAAUCCCUACCACCUGCUGAGUCAGAAAAAGACUUGAAGAAAUUCGAAAGGGUGAGUCAUGGCUUGGCAGGGACCCCCAGGCGUAUGAGCCAAUCAGACAGGACAUCUUGGCGAGAGGAUAUUUGCUCCCUUCUCACUUUCAGAAUAGCAAGUUCUCAGCCAGAUAUGGUAAGGGACCUGGGUGAAGAACUGGAGAAUUUGGCUGAGAGGGUGCUCACCAACCAACCCAGUUGGACUCUCUUCCAAGACUUAUGUCCCCAGAGAAGGGUCUCACGAACCGGGUUCCCAGAAUCUGAGGCUACUGUCCAGGAACCACCUGUUCGUAGAAGAAAAGUGCCUAAAAGAGUUGUCAAACAGAAAGUGCCAGAGACAGCUACAGAUCAAAAGGACUUAAGUUUUCUGGAGAAAUAUGAGGAAUUUUCUCCGGAAGACAUGAAAACGAUGAUGGAUUUCUUAGACAGUAAUUGGAUCUUAGAGAAAAGGAAACUUAAGGCAAAGGUCAGGAAACCAAGCAAACAGAAAGGGAAAAGAAUCGAAGGCAAAGGAGAGGUGAUGACACUUAAAGAGAAAAAGCAACUAAUAAAGCCCAAGAAAGCAAAGAAGGAAAAAAGAAAAUUAAUCCCAGAUGAAAAGAAACCAGGCCGCCCAGAGGAGACACUAACACAAGACAAAGAUACAGCAGAUGCCCCACAAAAGCUGCUAACUGUGGAAGACCAGAAGUUACUGCAAGAAGAAACAGGACUGGCUAGAAAAAAGAAGACACAUCUCAGAAAAGAAAAGAUGACAAAACAGAUCAUGGAUGAAAAGAAACCAACUUCUCCAGAAAAGGCAUUGAUGGAGGACAAAGAAAGGCAUGAUGGCUCCCCAAAGGUGUUAGCUACAGAAGAUGAGGCAUUAGCUCCUGAAGAAGAGGAGCUGCCUAUACAAGAGAAGAAACUAUCUAGAAAAAAAAAGAAAACAGACACAAAAGAAGGGAUGGUGCAGGACAAAGAAAGGACGGUACAGCCUUGGGAGGAGAAGGAACAGAUCUGGGGAUCAGAGAGAACUGAAGAGGACAAAGACUAUGACUGGGAACUGGGGACACUGGACCACUAUUAUUCUUCUCCAGAAGAGGGAGAAUUAUCUGAGGAGGAAAGUGAGGAAACAACAGAAAGUGAGAGCCUGACAGAGCUAGAGGACAUGCUGGCUCAAAAACAGGAUUUGCCUACAGAAGAAGAAAAAGAAACAGAAAGACGAGUCAGGGAAGAGGAUGAACAACAGCAGGAAGAGUGGCCAGAGCUGCAGUCAGGACAAGAGCUGGAGAAGAGGGAGGAGGAGGUGGAGGAGGAAGGGGAAGAAGAAGAGGUGGGGGAGGAGGAGGAGGAAGAAGAAGAAGAGGAGGAGGAGGAAGAGGAGGAAGAGGAGGAGGAGGAAGAACUAAGAAAACAGAAAGAAGCAGCUGAGGAGGAAAAGAAGUGGAGAGCUGAAAAAGAAAGACUGGUCAACCUACGAGAAAAACUGUCUGAGCAAGUGGAAGAAGAGCCUGAGAAUAUCAGGUCACGGCAAAGGGAGAAACUUAUGGUAGUCCCAGAAGACAUGAUAACACAGGAAGAAAGGGAGCAGGCAAAGAUGGAGCUAGGGAUUCCCAAAGAUGAGAAAGCAACUGAGGGAAGAAAAGAGAGAGUCAAGAAAAAAGAGAAACCAGUUCUACAUGAGGAGAAAGAGAGAGUACGGAGUGAGGAAAAGGAGAGCCAGUUCCAGGAGGAGGAGAGAAAGGCUGCACAGAAAAAGCCAUUGGUUCGAGAAGAGAGAGUGAGGUCAGUAAUGCGGGGUUGGCAGGCUGGUGAACGCAAGGGCCAGUUUCAGGAAAAAGAGGAAAUGAUACUGACCCCAGGAGGCUUGGAAAAGAGGCAUACUGAGCUGGAAAAAAAGGCUAAAUUCAGGGAAAGUAUGAGGCUAGAAAAGGGAAGAAAAACAAUAACCCAAAAAGAGAAACAAAUUAUAAAAAAACAAGAUAAAUUAUUCCAAGAAAAAGAGGAAGUGAUACUGACUGCAAAAGGCUUGGAAAAGAGGCACCCUGCUCAGGAAAAAAAGGCUAAGUCUAGGGAAAGACUGAUGCUAGCAAAGGGGAAAACAGAAAUAACCCGGAAAGAGAAAGAAAUUAAGAAAAAACAAGAAAAAUUGUUCCAGGAAGAGAGGAAAUUAUCCUCUAGCAUUAGGAUCAAGCGGGAGCCUGUUGCUAAGGAUACGAGAAAAGAAAGAGAGGGAAGAAAGCAGGCAGUUAAGGAGCAGGCUGUGGAAAGCGGGGUUCAUCCUAAAGAGAUGGAAGCUGGUGCCAAGAAAAACCUAGAGGUGAAAGCGAAGCAACUGUUGAAGGUCCUGGUCGGGUUCCUUAGAGAAGCGGGUCCAAUGCCUUUGAGGAAGACCAGCAAGGCAGAGGAUGAGAUGCUCCCCCGUAUGAGAGUGGAUGGCCGUGCAUGGGAUAUUAUGAAACAGAGGUUAAAAACUAAAGAAAGGGAACAGACUUGGAAAGAGAGAAAGCGAGAAGGUGACAGGCUGACUGAGAAAGCCCGCUUGGAGGAGGACAGCAAGUUCUUAAAGAAGAACCAGAAGAAGGUUUUCCUGAAGAAAACCCAGGUGAAGACACUGCUGACGAGACUCCAGGAAGUACAGCUCUUAGAGCAAAGUCGGCUAGAGGAGCUUGGCAAGCACAUUGAAGAGGGUGAGGCGGAAGAGAUCCAGCUGAAGUGGCUGCUGGACAAUGUCAGAGGUCAACUCUUGGAGGAAUGGACUGAGGAGAAAAUGAAGGAAGGCAUAACUUAUCCAGAAAGAGCAUGGGUGCCCGAGGAAGAGGAAACGGAGAGCCUAGAGGAAGGCGAGAAGGAAGAGGAAGAGGCUGUGCCCAAGAAAAAGAAAAGGAGAUACCCGAAGAGAGAGGUCAGCGCAAGUGCAGAGGACUUGUGGAACUUGGCUGAGGAACCAAAAAAAAGAAGGCUGGCUAAAAAAAGAAAAAAGGAAAAGAGGGUGGCUGAGGUGAAAAAGAAGCCGAGUGCGCAUGAGGGUCCAAGUGAAGAAGAGGAGGGACGUCUCAUCCAAGAGGAGUUGGAGCCUGUGGGGGAGGAGGACAAGGUCAGGGAAGACGGGAAGGGGGUUCUCAGUGUGGAAGAAGAGAGCCUGGGCGAGGAAAGUCCAAGAGAAAUAAGUCUGAGCGAGGAAAGUCUGAGAGAAUCAAGUCCAAGUGAAGAAAGUCUGAGAGAAAGAAGCCCAAGUGAAGAAAGUCUGAGAGAAAGAGGCCCAAGUGAAGAAAGUCUGAGAGAAAGAGGCCCAAGUGAAGAAAGUAUGAGAGAAAGAGGCCCAAGCAAGGAAAGCUUGAAAGAAGAAAGCCUGGAAGAGGAGGAAUUGAGUGUCAGUGAGGAAGAGAGCCUGAGUGAGGAGGAGGAGGAGGAG